Messenger RNA from Osmia lignaria (orchard mason bee), 3238 nucleotides. Its product is annotated as cationic amino acid transporter 4. The record is from RefSeq and is a predicted model, not a curated record. Lineage: Eukaryota; Metazoa; Arthropoda; Insecta; Hymenoptera; Megachilidae. Gene Ontology annotation, biological process: transmembrane transport; amino acid transport. Gene Ontology annotation, molecular function: amino acid transmembrane transporter activity. Gene Ontology annotation, cellular component: plasma membrane.
ACUUAACCGAUGUAUUUAUUGAAAAUCCUUGCCUCUUCAUCUUGUUCCUCCUGUCACAUAAUCUUAUUAGACAAUGAUGGACCAAAGUUAGUUUCAUUAGAGAAGCUAAAGCAAAGUAUCGAUAAUUAUUAGAAAUCGUAAAGCUAAAUUCACGAAGUUUCAGAAAUAAAUUAAAAGCUAGGAAUUGCGAGCAAAAAAUUGAUGUUCCGCUUGUUGAUUAGAAAUGCGGAUGCGGUGGAACGAUAAGGCACGUUUUAUUAAAACGUGUUUAAUAUCGCAGCAAUGUCGAUUGAGAGGAUCUUCAUUCAUAGUUUUGUGGUCGAGAGUGACAUAAAUAGUCCUAUCACAGCUGAAUCGAUCGAAUAUCUGAGCCUGCGUGUUAACGGAGGCGCCAUGCGACUUCUCCAAUUUCAGCGUCCGUCGUGAUUUCGUUUGUCGCAGUUCACGUUUUCUUACGUGUAUCGAAAAUUAGUGCAUUUCAACUGAAAUAAUCCCUCAAAUCAAAAUGCCGUCGGUUCGCCGGAUGAUCCUGGGACACGUCGUGUCUGGCUUGUGUAGUAAAAUGAAUCGUACGAAAAAACUUCAAGGUGAUUUGCUCGAGACACCCAUGAAACGAUGCCUUUCCACCUUCGAUAUUACGUUGCUCGGUGUGGGUCAUAUGGUUGGCGCUGGAAUCUACGUUCUGACAGGAACGGUAGCCCACAACACGGCUGGUCCAGGUGUUAUUUUAAGCUUCCUACUCGCCGGUCUAGCUUCCUUGUUGGCGGCAUUGUGCUACGCGGAAUUCGGAGCGCGAAUUCCAAAAGCUGGUAGCGCUUACGUUUACACGUACAUUUCUGUCGGUGAAUUUUGGGCUUUCGUUAUCGGAUGGAACAUCAUAUUGGAGCACAUGAUAGGAGCCGCAUCGGUGGCCAGAGCUUGGAGCGGAUACGUUGAUUCUUUGGCGGGAGGAUCUAUUAGCAAUUACACCCGUCACAUAAUGCACGGGUAUACCAUGGGAGAACCGUUCGGAAACAUUCCCGAUUUACUUGCCGCAGGAUUGUGUCUUGCUUACGCGAUGUUACUGGCAUUAGGGGUGAAAUGUUCAGCGACAGUUAAUUCUUUACUCACUAUCGUAAAUCUCGCUGUAAUGGCGCUGGUGAUCGGUUUGGGAGUUUAUUACGCUGAUCUUUCUAACUGGAGCAGCCAGAACGGAGGCUUCCUACCGUUUGGUUUCGGGGGUGUGCUAGCAGGCGCUGCAACGUGUUUCUACGCUUUCGUGGGCUUUGAUUCGAUCGCAACUUCCGGCGAAGAAGCUCGCGACCCAGGACACAGUAUACCGCGAGCGACUCUUUUAUCCAUGGCGAUCGUAACCAUCGGAUACGUGAUGGUCGGCGCCGCUCUAACUCUGGUCGUACCAUUUUGGAACAUCAAUCCAGCGGCAGCACUUCCGGAAGCGUUUUCUUCGAGGGGAAUACCAUGGGCCAAAUACGUGAUAAGUGUUGGGGCUUUAUGCGGAAUGACGACAACUCUUUUCGGAUCCCUGUUCUCCUUGCCGCGAACAAUGUACGCGAUGGCGAACGAUGGUCUUCUCUUUGGUUUUCUGGGCCACGUAAGCGAGCGUACGCAAGUCCCGGUUCUCAAUUUGGCCAUCAGCGGUUCCGUCAGUGCCUUAAUCGCUUUGCUCUUCGACCUUCAACAUCUGGUCGAAUUCAUGUCCAUCGGUACUUUCCUGGCCUACACCAUUGUCUCAGCAAGCGUGAUUAUUUUGAGAUAUCGUCCUGAGAAGAACACAGUUGCGUCUUCGAACGCUGGUACACCGAGUAGUUUGACGUCACCACCUACGGAGGGUGCCGAUUCCAAUAGCGAUUGUAAUAGUAUCACGUCCGCGGAAUCCGAGUUAUUGGACAUCAGCGAGGGUGUUGGUAAACUGAAACCACGAUACGCCUGGUUGGCCAACUUUUUAGGUAACUGUAAACCAGGAAACGCAGUGGCAGGUUCCGUGAUGAUUUACACGGUUGGAUGCAUUUCCCUUUGUCCUCUGUUGAUAUUAAUAUCCGAAACGUACUUUGCCCCAGCAUGGUGGGACUACUUUGUUAUGGCAAACGUUGUUCUGUUAUUGAUAGGAAGUUUGCUCGUCAUCGCUGCGCAUCAACAGAAUCCUCCCACUGGUAAAUUUCGCGUACCUAUGGUACCAUUGGUACCAGCUUUAAGUAUUCUAUUCAACGUUGGACUGAUGUUCCACUUGUCGCUUUUAACUUGGUUACGAUUCCUUGUAUGGAUGAUUGUUGGCAUGUUGAUAUACUUCUUGUACGGGAUUCACUACAGCAAAGAAGCCGCUAGUCCAAAUUCAUAUUCGAUUUUAAUGGCAACUUCGGAAGCUGGAAGAGGUGCCAAGUGGGGCGCCACAUUGCGCGUUAAUCAGAAAAGCGACAAAGUCCCAAUUUUGAACGAAGAGGAUUUCGUACAUUAGAAAGAGGUAGCGUUCAUCGGAAAGUAUUUCAAGAUAUGCCAUUCGACGCUGGAUGUAAGUAUAUUGUGUGAUGUAGAAAGGUAAGAAAAGUUAUUGUAUAUUAUGACCAUCAGUUUCUCGCGAUCAACGUUUUCACAGUUCUUUGUACAUACAUACAAACGUUGGAUAAAUCGAGCUAUACUUCCCUUUCGAGACGUUUUGCCUUUAACAAUUAAGCGACUGAACGUCCAAGGGAUUUCAGAAUAGACAAGACUGUGUUUUAGUAUUUAUCUUAAUUAGGUUUUCGAUAGAUCGUCGUGUUACGUUUGCAACACGUUAAGAUUCAGUUUGAAAAUGCUCUGUCUUCUUUAUAUUUUACUACGCACAAGUUAAUGGUGUGUGCCAUUUUUUCUGUUCGUAUUUUAACAAAUGUACAUUGAUUCUCGAUAUGCCUACCAAUGUACAUUGAUUAUAAAUUUACGUGUUGAUAUACAUACAUAGAUAGAUGAGUGAAAUACAAAGUUCAUCCGGUGAUAUAUGUAUGUAGCGUGUAAAAUAGCAGCAUUCAACUGACACUGAAAGAGGAACUACCCAAGUGUUACACUCACUUAUUAAUGAAACUUUGACAGCUUGUAGAGCUCGUCGGGCUGAACACACCUAUGCCCCUUUUGGGAGCAGACGGUUAAUUGUUUAAAAGAUAUUAACAAUUACAUUUAGUUACUCCUUACAUUCUGAAAUAUGACAAACUCACACAUACAACUCGUAAUCUAGAGAUCCGCGGUUCAAAUCCUUGGUUCCCAACAUUUU